This is a messenger RNA of Vollenhovia emeryi, 886 nucleotides long. Its product is annotated as ferritin, heavy subunit-like. NCBI's taxonomy places the organism in Eukaryota, Metazoa, Arthropoda, Insecta, Hymenoptera, Formicidae. Gene Ontology annotation, molecular function: ferrous iron binding; ferric iron binding. Bases 21 to 770 code for a protein of 249 amino acids. The record is from RefSeq and is a predicted model, not a curated record. Gene Ontology annotation, biological process: iron ion transport; intracellular iron ion homeostasis. Gene Ontology annotation, cellular component: cytoplasm. The transcript has 4 exons.
UUAAUCUAAAAUAUAAAAAAAUGUUACGAGUAUUGAUUCGUAAACCUUAUUACAAACUUUUAACAUCUCAUAACCAUACAGUCUACUCGCAAACUCGAUGUUUAGGUUACACCAGCUCGACGCGGAAAAAUUCAGGAAGUGACGAUUGCGGUCGAGCAGAUGCGUGUAUCGAUAAACCGAUAAAAUGGCCAAGCGGAAAGAGGACUAAUUUUGACUUCCAUGAAGAAACCGAAGCCGCGAUGAACGAGCAGAUAAAUGUGGAGCUGAUGGCAUUUUAUUAUUAUUUAUCAAUGGCUGCACACUUUGGUCGUGUGGACGUUGCUCUACCUGGCUGCGAGUCAUUCUUCAUGCAAAUGCAUCACGAGGAACAUGAGCACGCAUCGAAAUUUCUUAACUACAUACAAAUGCGAGGCGGCAAGGUGCAUCUAUGUGCUAUAUCGCCGCCAGACAACCAAGAUUGGAAAUGUCCGUUGCAUGCAUUCAAAACGGCAUUACAGCUGGAAAUUGAAGUUGGUAGAAAACUGGUGGCGGUGAAUACUGUAGCGGAGAAACAUGGUGACCUGAAUGCGAGUGACUUCAUUAUCACCGGCUUCAUGGAAGAUCAGAUGAGGAGCGUGAACGAAUUGGGGAAAUUAACGACCGUGUUGUCAGGCGUUGGAGAUCAAGCCCUGGCACGAUUUAUGUUUGACAAGGAUUUACUCGAGAACUACGUCAAACCCGGUUUCAAUGUUCUGAAAAAUAAAUCUCAACAAAGGACGAUAGACAAAUAGCUGCAUAUGUCCCCGUAUGAAAUUAUUUUUCAUGAUAUACAAUAUAUUGUUACAUCUCUACUGUUUUUUACUACGUUCUUUGUAAAGUCCACCUUUAUAAAAUUUUCUAAUCCAAA